This is a messenger RNA of Zingiber officinale, 1233 nucleotides long. RefSeq lists its product as uncharacterized. NCBI's taxonomy places the organism in Eukaryota, Viridiplantae, Streptophyta, Magnoliopsida, Zingiberales, Zingiberaceae. The record is from RefSeq and is a predicted model, not a curated record. The transcript is spliced from 3 exons. The coding region runs from base 694 to 1137 and encodes 147 amino acids.
AGUUGUUACUUUACAGCAUUCAAAUGCGGUUUAGCCAUUACACUUUGCCUUCCUUUGCAGCCUUUUGCUCUCUUUAAAUAAACACCAAAACCAUUGCUUUAGCAGCUUUUCUUGUUCACUUAGUGGCGUCCAACAAUACAAGAUUAUGAGGAGACCUUAGUUUAUGUUUUCUAGAAGAUUUUUUUUCUUCAUACUGACUGUAAGCAAUUGUGCUAGUGUCAAUAUUGAAAUCGAACUUAGGUGUGUCCAUUAUUGGACUCAAAUUAAAAAUCUAAAUAGAACUAAACAACCAGUCUGAAGAUAUUAGUUGUUAACGGUAUAUAUAUAUUGUGUUUGAUUCAGUUUCGUUUCAACUGAAUGGCCAUCCUUUGGGCUUAUGAUGCUAAUGAAAGCUUUGUGAACUUAUUCAGAAAGUAUAAAGCUCACUGAAGCAGCAAAAGCCUUCAAGAUUCGUAAUUGUUGGGCAUUCUUUUCUUGACCUUCAUCUACACAAAUCUUUGAGAGCUCGACCUUCCAUUAUUCCUUCCUUGAUUGUUAAGCCACUGCAAAGCCGACAAGAAGACACAUCGCGAGCAAUUGUUUUGCAAAAUCCUCCUCGAGAAGGCUUCAAUGCUUCUCAUCCUUAACCUUCACUGAAAUCCAAGAUUGAAGCAGUCGCAGAGUUGAAGAAAGUGUUUUAUUUUUUGGAGGAAAAUGAAUGGACUUGGUGAUCAAAAACCCAAGAUUUGGAUUGAGAAUUCUGCAACUGGAUCAGGAACAAGUGACAAGAAUGCUGCUCCAUUCAGGAACUAUGGAUCAUCCAUGAAUUCUCUGUCCUUUGGAUUUCUUGCCACUGCAAUCUUGAUUUCGAUGUUCCUCAUCAUGGCAAUCUUUGAGCACCUGUUCAGAUCAAGGGCCUCCCACACGUCAUCUCCCCUCGACGAUGCCAUCAGAGUGCGACAAGAGGCGGAUCAGACUCAGGCAAAGAAGAACAAGAAUUCACACAGUGAAACAAGUAGCAUUGCAGUAGAUUUCUCAGUGCUGAUGCCAGGGCAGCUAUAUCCAACAUACCUUGCUCAACCAGCUCCUCUGCCAUGCCCAAGGGAAGGAGUCGUCCCUUGGCCUUCUCAUCAUCAGCCUUCCUUUGAUUUUCCUUAGCUUUCUCUUCAUCACGUGUCUGUAUGUAUCAGAAGAGCACUGCAUCAACAAUGUACUGGUUCCUUCUACAUCAACAAAGCUACAGCUUUUGAUUCA